Synchiropus splendidus (mandarinfish) is the source of this 1545-nucleotide messenger RNA. RefSeq names its product solute carrier family 22 member 13-like. The record is from RefSeq and is a predicted model, not a curated record. Gene Ontology annotation, molecular function: transmembrane transporter activity. Gene Ontology annotation, biological process: transmembrane transport. The transcript has 9 exons. Bases 1 to 1545 code for a protein of 514 amino acids. Gene Ontology annotation, cellular component: membrane. NCBI's taxonomy places the organism in Eukaryota, Metazoa, Chordata, Actinopteri, Syngnathiformes, Callionymidae.
AUGAGCACCUUUGCUGAGAUCCUGAAAGAGAUCGGGGAGUUUGGCCUCUUCCAAAAGCGCGUGGUUGCAGCGUUAUGCCUCCCCAGCCUGUUUGUGGCUUUCGAUAUCAUCUGUCAGGUGUUCACGGGCCUGACUUUCCCGAACCACUGCAACACGGACUGGAUCCUGAAGCAGGCGCCCAACCUGACAGAGGAGAGGCAGAAGAAUCUCACCAUCCCGGUCGACAGAGAUGGAAACUACGAAAGCUGUAGAAUGUUCACGCCGGUGGAUUGGGAUCUGGAGUGGAUCGAAAAGUACGGGCUCAACACCACCACCGCGUGUAUCAACGGGUCGGAGUUUGAGAAGCCCAGUGGGUCCUCCAGUCUGGUGACCGAGUUCAAGCUGGUGUGCGACCAGAGCAGCUUGAUAGAGGCGUCUCAGUCCAUCUACAUGGCCGGACUUCUGGUCGGAGCGCUGGUGCUGGUGCCGAUGGCAGACAGGAUUGGUCGGCGCCGCGUGGUCUUGUUUUCACUCCUCACGCUGUUCCUGUUUGGGGUCGGUGCUGGUUUCUCACCCAACUUCUAUGUGUACAUGGUUCUUAAAUUCCUCAGCGGCAUCUCCAUCGCAGGCAUCAUCGCAAACGGGUUUGUGAUCGGUGGAGAGUGGAGUGAAUCCUCCAAAUUUGCCUUGUGCACCACGAUCUGCCACAGUUUCUACCCACUCGGACUGAUGAUGUUGGCUGGCAUCACCUACUUAAUCCGCGACUGGAGGAUCCUGCACUUCAUUCUCUUCAGUCCUCUUGUCCUCGUGCUGGGUAUAUUUUAUUGGGUUCUGCCAGAGUCGGCUCGCUGGCUCCUCACGCAGGGCAGGAAGGAGGAGGCCAUACGGAUGAUUCGCUGGGCAGCAAAGGUCAACGGGAGAGCAGCUCCAGAUCAUCUCCUGGAGAAGCUGGAGGAUGAAGGCACGGCUAAAAAAGGCACCAUGAUCGACAUCUUCAGAAUACCAUCUCUGAGGACACGUGCCCUCAUCAUGAGCUACCAGUGGUUUGCAACGGGUCUGGUCUACUAUGGACUCAGCCUGAAUGUGGGUGGAUUUGGUCUGAGCAUCUACAUCACUCAGUUCAUCUUCGGUUUGGUAGAGAUUCCUGCUCGCUUUGGAGUCCUGCCUCUGAUAGACUACUUUGGAAGGAAGCACUCGCUCGCUGGGCUGCUCUCAUUUGGAGGACUAGCUUGCCUUGGAAUACUCGCAAUUCCUAAAGAUCUGCCUGUUGUGGUGACCGUUGUUGCUGUUCUGGGAAAAUUUGCUGCGUCUAGUUGUUCUGCACUGAUAUACAUUUACACCGCUGAGCUGUACCCCACCAACGUGAGACAGAGUGGUGUCGGUCUAAACUCCACAUUUGCUCGAGUGGCUGGAAUUCUGGCUCCGUUGACCAAACUUCUGGUCAUCUUUCAUGAAACGAUCCCCAUGUUGAUCCAUGGAAUCGUUCCAAUCACUGCUGCGGUUCUGUGCCUGUUUCUGCCUGAGACGCGCAACACUCAGCUGCAGGAUCACGCUGAAGACUUGUAA